Linum trigynum is the source of this 1240-nucleotide messenger RNA. The record is from the annotation of a GenBank genome assembly. NCBI's taxonomy places the organism in Eukaryota, Viridiplantae, Streptophyta, Magnoliopsida, Malpighiales, Linaceae.
CUGAUCAUAAAAGGGUAGAAUAAUCCCCCAAAUUCCUUCAUCAUCUUCUUCUUCCACAUUCCGAUUUUGAAGCGUGGAAAAACCCUAGAAUUCAACCAGCGAAAAUUGUCUCUACGAUCGAUCGAUUUGAUCCAUGGGGAACACGGAGAAGCUGAUGAACCAGAUAAUGGAGCUGAAAUUUAUGGCGAAGACGCUGCAGCGGCAGGCGAGGAAGUGCGAGAAAGAAGAGAAGGCGGACAAGCUGAAGGUGAAGAAGGCGAUCGAGAAAGGCAAUAUGGACGGAGCUAGGAUCUACGCCGAGAACGCGAUCAGGAAGAGGACCGAGCAGAUGAACUAUCUUAGGCUCUCUUCCAGGCUCGAUGCCGUUGUCGCUCGUCUCGAUACGCAGGCCAAGAUGACCACCAUCAACAAGUCCAUGGCCAACAUCGUCAAAUCUCUCGACUCCUCUCUCGCUUCGAGUAAUUUGCAGAAGAUGUCCGAGACUAUGGACCAGUUUGAGAAGCAGUUUGUGAACAUGGAGGUGCAAGCAGAGUUCAUGGAGAAUGCCAUGGCUGGUUCUACCUCACUGUCAACACCCGAGGGAGAGGUCAAUAGCCUGAUGCAGCAAGUGGCUGAUGAUUAUGGACUGGAGGUCUCUGUUGGGCUUCCUCAACCUGCCGCGCAUGCUGUGCCAACCAAGGUCCAGGAGAAGGUCGACGAGGAUGACCUGUCCAGGCGUCUUGCCGAGCUCAAGGCAAAGGGCUGAAAAGUGUCCUUGAAUAUAUACUGAAGCUUUUAAGCUUUGUCUUGAGGUAACGCUGCACUGAUAUGUUGUGAGGGAGGUGUUCUGGAUUGGGUUGCUAUUACUUGCUGAGCCGGCAUUGUGUAAAUUUGGCGAAAUGGGGAGUCUUGAAGUUCAUUGUAAGACCUAUGUGUUGAAUAUUGAUGAAUGAUGAUGAUGAUGAUGUAGCAGUCCCCUUGUGUUUCUGUGGUUUCUUUGUGCAUUUAGUUGCCCUCCCAUGUAAUACUGAUAAUGCUUACCUCUGCUCCUAGUUAUCCUGUUUAUUCACAUCGUUUGGUUCACAGUAGCUGCUGAAUUCUUAGGAUCUCGUCAUUGUCAAUGCUAGAAAUCUGCAAAACAAGUAGGGUUACAGGUUUAAGUUAAUUCCUAGGCCUUAAUUUUAACUUAAUUGUCUCCACGAGAGUUCCAAAGUGACUCAGAUCUGUCAUUAACACACACUCAUAAAUUUUCAGAUAUGAU